UCAAUAUACUGUCAACGAAAAGGUUUUAAAUUAUUAUUAUGUGUUUUAAUAGCCAAAUUAUGUCUUUUCGAAUGAGAAACCCUGCGUUGCAGUCGAUAUCUUUAUGAUCAUCACAUACUCUUUGGUUAGGGUAAAAAAAUACAAGUAUUAACAACAAGCAGAAGCUGAAACACAAUUUAAUUUUUUCAAACAUUUGAUAGGGAACGGAUAUAAUCUUGCUGUCUGAUAAGGGUAAUAUUAAUCGGUGGCACACCGCUACCUGGAAAGCGGAAGAGGACAAGGGCAACGCCUAUUAAACGCCUCGCUGCUUUCAAAUGAGAUUGGCAUUGGGCCUGACUCGUCCUGGCGCAUCCUAACGGCAGAGGGAGAUAGCCAUAGUGCUGUCUGUUUCGGGCAAAUGGCGGCGAUGCCUUCGAGUGGGCUGUCCUUAAAUAGCGCAAGGAUGCGCACCUAACUCAACAGUAGCAAUUCGACCAGCCCAGCAGCAGGAUCGCCAGGAUGAGUGAAUUCAGCAUCGAUUACAUAUUGAACCGCGCUGGCGACAGAUACAUCGGCACCAAUGCCUCCGUCGGUGUCCUGCAACGAAUCCGCGCCAGCAUUCCAUUUCACCCGUACGCGCAUCCCGGAUACAAGGAGCAGCGUGGAUCGCCCCCGGCUGUGGUGGCUCUUGAGGAGGGACAUCUACCCAUGUACGACUGGCUGCAGUACACCCGCUACCAUCCGCCCAAGCUGCCACGUGCCCUGCGGCAGAAUGGACCCGCCAAACGUACGCCUGGACGCCUGCCCCGGAUCCCCUUCACUCCCGCCCAGCUCCAGGCUCUGGAGAGUGCGUACAAGGAGUCGAACUAUCUGAGUGCCGAGGAUGCCAACAAGCUGGCCGAAUCCCUGGACCUGACCAACACCCGCGUGAAGAUCUGGUUCCAGAACCGGCGCGCCCGCGAACGACGCGAAAAACGCGACAAGGAUGAGAGCUGCGACUCCACCUUCUCUUCGAAUGCCUCCAGUCCGGAACCGGACAUGCUUGUCAUUGUUUAAUGGGAGAUAUGGUGGAGCACCGCUCACGUUAUGGCUGUUACUGGUGUACCUUGUGGAUGGACUCUCAGACGAGUACACUUAUUAUUGAAUUGAAACUCAUUGUUGUACAAAUAAAUCUAAAUAGUUAUACAGACAAUAUUUCAUUAUAUUAUUUAAGUAAAGUAAGUUAAAUUAUAUUAUAAAUAAAUUAAAUAACAAUUACCCUAAAUUUUUGAGAGUUCUUUAUUCGCGAGAUAAAAAUGAUUGCGAUCUUAAUUGAAAUUUGGAAAAUGAAUUCCAGAGUUAAUGAAAUUUGUUGCUUAAAUGUGACUAUGAU
Drosophila miranda is the source of this 1351-nucleotide messenger RNA. Its product is annotated as homeobox protein EMX2. The coding region runs from base 499 to 1035 and encodes 178 amino acids. Gene Ontology annotation, molecular function: DNA binding; DNA-binding transcription factor activity, RNA polymerase II-specific. The transcript has a single exon. The record is from RefSeq and is a predicted model, not a curated record. Gene Ontology annotation, biological process: regulation of DNA-templated transcription. NCBI's taxonomy places the organism in Eukaryota, Metazoa, Arthropoda, Insecta, Diptera, Drosophilidae.